AAACGCUGGGCGACCGAAUGAUGACGUCGGGAACGAGAAUGCCGACGUGGAAGGAGAGAGAGAACAACAAGAAGCGAGAGCGGCGGCGCCGGGCAAUCGCCGCGAAGAUCUACUCCGGGCUGCGGAUGUACGGAAACUACAAGCUCCCGAAGCACUGCGACAACAACGAGGUCCUCAAAGCUCUCUGCAACGAAGCCGGCUGGACCGUCGAAGAAGACGGUACCACUUACCGAAAGGGAUGCAAACCCGUGGAUCGCAUGGACAUAAUGGGGGGUUCUACCUCAGCAAGUCCAUGUUCAUCGUACCAGCCAAGUCCCUGUGCAUCCUACAAUCCGAGUCCUGGCGCAUCCUACAAUCCAAGUCCUGCCUCAUCUUCCUUCCCAAGUCCCGCCCGCUACCAUGCAAAUGAAAACGGUAAUGCUGAUGCGAAUUCUCUGAUCCCAUGGCUUAAAACGCUCUCAUCAGGCUCAUCGUCUGCCAUGUCCAAGCUCCCCCAAUUCUUUGUUCAAGGGGGUUCCAUAAGUGCUCCAGUCACCCCACCGCUGAGCUCCCCAACUUGUCGAACUCCUCGAACCAAGAGCGAUUGGGAUGAAGCAGUCGCUGGCUCAAGCUGGGCAGGGCAGCAUUACCCUUUCCUGCCUUCGUCCACCCCACCAAGCCCCGGUCGCCAGGUUCUGCCUGACUCAGGAUGGCUUGCUGGACUGCAAAUUCCUCAGAGUGGCCCAUCAUCCCCAACAUUCAGCCUUGUCUCGAAAAACCCUUUUAACUUGAAGGAGGCUUUGUCAGGUGCAGGGUCUCGGAUGUGGACUCCUGGGCAAAGUGGAACAUGUUCCCCGGUAGUUGCUGCAAGUAUUGAUCACACUGGUGACAUCCCAAUGUCGGAUGGGAUGGCAGCGGAGUUUGCAUUUGGCAGUAACACAACAGGAUUAGUGAAGCCAUGGGAAGGUGAGAGGAUUGAGGAAUGCGUAUCAGAUGAUCUCGAACUUACGCUCGGGAGCACUCGGACUAGGUAAGUUGGAGGAACCGAUUAGCGGCGAAAUGGAUCCAGCAUUUGGAGAAUUCCUCGACUUUACCGGCUUUGUUUGUUAAGUACUUACGUUGGCGUUGAAGAUAGAGCGGUUUGAGCGAAUAGGGUUAGAAGAUAAUUGUGUGCGAGUCUCUUGAUUGGGGUUCUUGCGAAGUUUCGACUUCAUGUCUACUGGGUGUUUCAGUUGAUGAGUUAGUAGUACAGAGAGUAGGAUCCUUCUGUUAACAAAAGAGGACUAAAAGUUUAAUUAUAAAUAGUUCAUGGUGGUGUUUUUUUGCCCCUUCUUUUAAA
Pyrus x bretschneideri (Chinese white pear) is the source of this 1318-nucleotide messenger RNA. RefSeq names its product BES1/BZR1 homolog protein 4-like. Gene Ontology annotation, biological process: brassinosteroid mediated signaling pathway; DNA-templated transcription. The coding region runs from base 18 to 1013 and encodes 331 amino acids. The record is from RefSeq and is a predicted model, not a curated record. The transcript is spliced from 2 exons. Lineage: Eukaryota; Viridiplantae; Streptophyta; Magnoliopsida; Rosales; Rosaceae. Gene Ontology annotation, molecular function: DNA-binding transcription factor activity.